This is a messenger RNA of Crotalus tigris (Tiger rattlesnake), 1501 nucleotides long. RefSeq names its product transmembrane protein 139 (gene TMEM139). The record is from RefSeq and is a predicted model, not a curated record. Bases 405 to 1067 code for a protein of 220 amino acids. Lineage: Eukaryota; Metazoa; Chordata; Lepidosauria; Squamata; Viperidae. The transcript has 3 exons.
UCUCUCCCUCCCUUUACACCGCCCUUUUCCUUCACUAGCUUCCUGAUCAUCUGAGUAGCUUAGCCUGAAAGGCAGCAAAGAAAAGUGAAGAACGUAUAUUGAAGCUGAAAGAAGACAGCUUUAUUUGGGAGGGGGGAAAAUCUAACAAAGCUGAAGAGUGAGAUUUUGCAAUUAUGUCUUCUCUCUGACUUUCUGAAACAGUGGUGAAGACAGGAAGUGUGAGAAGUUGUUGGAGUUGCUUCAGCCAGAGACAGUGGCAAAGGAGUUACUACAGUUAGUUGGAGAUGACAGCAGGAGGCAAGAACACAUGGCUGGAUCUGCCAUAGGAUUCUCAGGCCUGGCAUCCAUACUACCAGCUAGUCUGCUACUUUCUGUCAACAACUGUUACUUCCAUUUGUGUUGUCAUGUUGUCAGAGUCACGCUGGAGGAGUCUCCGUCAUACCUUGCUGGUGCUCUUCUCAGCUACCCUUCUCAUUGGCAUAACCAUGCUGGCCAUCUCCUCUGAAAUCAAUCCCAUUGGAGUUUUCUUUCUUGUGGCAGGGGGCUUGUGUUUGGUUGGCUACCUCAUUAGUGUGGCAGUUGAACAAUGCCUGAAGAAUCAGAAUGCAGGAGAAGAGACCCAGGCAGCCCCAAGAAGACAAAAUCACGAUGGAGACAAUGCAACCUAUGAAGCACCAACGUAUGAGGAAGUGGUGGCUACUGGCUACUUGUCAGAUUCAGCGGCCACAAUUUGGACCAUCACAUCUAGUCCUGGAACAACCCAAGUAGAACCCCCUCCAUAUAGCGUGGUUAUUGAGCCCCCUCCCCGCGGAGAGACUGUGGUGGAGACAUUGAGUGUCUCAGUGGCACCAGGUGCACGGCGGGCCUCCGAAGCAGAUCUGCACUCCAGGCUGCGCCUCCGACUAGUCCUACCCCCAAGGCUAAAACGCUUUGUCUCAGAUACUCAUGAACUCAAAGGGACUGAAGAGCGUCUGGAACGCCUGGAGCCUCUCACCCCACCUCCUGCAUAUGAGAAUGUGACUGGUGAUGAAGUCUUUGAAGGACACUUUCAACCUUCAAAACCUUGACUGAAAGGCUGGAGAUUGAUAAACAGUAUUACCACAGGACUUCUUCUGAACCCAUUAUCAGCUGGCUGCUGUAGCCUGUGUUACAUUUGAAACAAAGUUAGUUUUGGGAGGGCUUGGCUCUCUUUUAUGGAAAAUGCAUGCAUUGUAGACAUGCAUGGUAAGGACUCCUUUGCUUCCUUUGGAGUUUCCUCCAGGGAGAGGGGAGAGGUAGCAAGGUUCUUAGACAUUUCAUCUGAUGGUUGUAGGCUCUUAGCAUUGAACAACAGCUUAGGCUACCUAGGAAAUGGAGAACAAAAGACAGGUUGUCCUAUCAGGAGGCAGAUUGUAGGCACAGGUUGUUAAUCAUCCUACCUAGCUCAUAUAAACAGAAGUCUGGAGAGAAGGAAGAACAAGGCAGGGCAGAGAACCAGUGAAAUAAAGAUUUUUAAAAAGCA